UAAAUAUUCAGGUAAUAUUAUCUACUAAUUGAAGCUCGAAGUUUUGGCGAUGCGAAGAUGUUGACGAUCGCCACUCUUUGUCAAUGUAGGUUAAACCUCAUGUGGAUUGGACCUUUGGCAAGUGCUUACUUACUUGCCGGGUGACUCCAAUGCCUCUCUUCGGUCUGUGCCAGCUGUCGCAGACCUAUUUUAUACUUAAGCGGGAGACCGCCUGCCUAUAAUAGCUAGUUGAGUAAUUUUCGUCACUGAUAAACCCAUGGAAUACCAAGCAACACCAACGUCUGGGAGUUUGCUACCUCCAGACAGCGCCUCAUCCGUCGCAGAGAUGGCCGCUCUCAAUGCGAAUGAUUUUGGCGCCAAAGUGCCUGCGAUUUUAGCAUCCGCGAGCAGGCGCAUAUUCAAGGAGCAGGGAUGGAAGGAUCGCCCAUUUGUUGACAUCAAGGCGGUGCGAUCCCGUGCAACUGAGCCCCCAACAAUAGCAGCCAUUGCAACAGUUCUGCAGUCGUCGCUGAGAGAUCAGGAUGAAUUUCGCAUUGCCUGGACCGCGUUUUACGAGGUCGUUGUCGAACUUCCCUCGGACGCAAUCCGGUUCUACCGCCCUGCUUUGGAGGCACUCUCUGCUACGGAAUCAAGAAAGCAAGAAUCUACUACGAUAUUUGGACAACCCGAGGCCGUAUGGGUUCCAACGCACAAGGGCGACUACAUCGGCGAGCUCAGCCUGCAGCAGCGCGUUACAACGGCAGAGCAGAUGCGGCCGCACGUCACGGAGCUUCUCGGGUGGCUAGCGGAUGGGAAUUGGCCUCCGUUCCGUGGCUCCCGGAAGCAGCUGGCCCGGUUCCCGGAGGUUACGGUGGAGCCGAUUCGGGAGCUGAUGGAGAAGGAACGGGGCGACGGCGGAUGGCUGUUGAACCUGUUGGAGUUUGUGGGGGAUUGUGUACCGGUUGGGCCGCUUUGGGAGCCUCUGAGACCGGUGGUGCAGGCGAUUUCGGAUGAUCCUAAGGGAGAUGAAGAUGACUGGGAGCUUUCGGAUUGUGCGCGACUGUGGUUGUCAUUACUCCACCACGCUGCCUGCAGACCAAAUACACCCCAAGUACGCAAAGCACCCGACAUCAUGGGCAACAACCUCUCGACGUCUGUCCAGUUCGACACCUCGGGCGCCGUCUUCAGCCCCGAGGAUCGAGCAUCCGGCAUCAAGCUCAUCAUCUUCUGGGUGUCCACCCUCUACGUCUGCGCCAUGAUCUUCAGCACCUGCGCCCUCGUCGACCGAUGGAAGGGGCCCUACGACCGAAUCCGCACUGGUGCAGGGUCGGUCAUGGCGGCGUUAUUGUUGUCAACGGCCUGGCCAGUGGUGAUGGCAUACCUGCUCAUGGCCGGCUAAAGCAGCCAUCCGGGGCGACGACGGGAGACGGAGGAUGGGCGCGGGAAAGACAGGACGGAGCGCUUCAUGGGUUAACACAUGAAUCAAAGGCAAAUUGCGGUCAUGUUGAUUGUAUACUACGGAGUUCGAAAUAAACGGUUGGAGGCGCAGAUGGGCCCGUCUCAUCGACAUUGACGACGCGAGCCACCUCAGCCGUGAUGGGACGAAAGGCCAAUGCCGGGUUUGUUAGCGACACGGGCGUUCAAUGCGCUCAAUAUUUCUAUCUAAUACAAGAAAUUUUACA
This is a messenger RNA of Ilyonectria robusta, 1661 nucleotides long. RefSeq lists its product as uncharacterized. The coding region runs from base 257 to 1378 and encodes 373 amino acids. Lineage: Eukaryota; Fungi; Ascomycota; Sordariomycetes; Hypocreales; Nectriaceae. The record is from RefSeq and is a predicted model, not a curated record. The transcript is spliced from 3 exons.